AUGCCGAUUCCAUUUUUCCUUGAAACGAACGAAUGAAACGAAUAUCUGACCCAAUAUUUGGGUGAAAAGUAUCUUUUCACUUUUACCGUUUUGUUACGUUUUUCACUUCAAGGCCGGUCGCAUCAAGAAUUCGAGACUUUCGAGGACCGGAAAGACUCGUGAUUGCGUUCUUAUUUCCAAUCGAUAACUUCUUUAUUAAAAGUCUUGUUAGUAGGACUGAAUCACAGGAGCUGAUGUAAAACCUUAAUAAGGAUGAUCACGUACAGAAAUGCGAAGAUGUGACGUGAACCGGAUAUUAGAAACUAUAUAUUAUCAUUUUCUGUUCAUAUUAGUAUCGUUCGAAGGAGACGUUCAAAAACCCGAAGAAAUCGUCCUGGUAUUCAGUAAACCUUAUUUCGUUCUUAGUAUGCCGAUGGUGAGAUGAAGCAAUAUUAAACAGUCUGUUUCAACAGAGUGUUAGCUGAAUUAAGUAUUAGCAGAAUUUCCUCAUAAUAUUUCAAACGGAACUGAAUCUCAAGUAAAAUAAUACCUUUUGUUCUUGGACAAAAGAAAAGUUAAGCCUUUACUCUAUGCGGCAAAAAUAUUCAAAGUUUUCUCGCUGAGCAAAUUAAAUUUUGUACUUAAAAAUUAAUAAGAAAUACUUUAUCUUUGUUAAUAUGGAAAAGCGUCUAACAGCUCGUUACAGUCGGUGUCUUAAACAUAUAUACUUGGACUCACCAAGGGAAUUGAAAUGAUUUUAUAAUUUUCCAUGGAAUGAGGCCUGUAAUAUAAAUUUACAUUUAUUGCAAGAGGAAGAAGCCCCAAAGAUUGAAGUGAAUUGAUUUUUGUUUGUCUCCAAACGGAGGAAAACAAAUUAGAAGCAACAAUUCAAAAAUAGUCUCAAUCAUUCUUGACGAAUCAAAAAUGAUAUUUUCACCGGUUCCUAAUGGCUUGAAAAGGACGUAUAAUAAAGAACCAUUCGCAUGUCUUGUUUAAUUUGAACAACUUAUUUUAACAUGAUGUUUGUCAAGUGAAACGCCAGAUUUAAUUUUUCUCAGUCUCUCAAAUACGCUUCUUUUGGCUUCAUUUUCUCUUUCAGCAAUGACGUGUAGGGGUUAUCAAGGAGUCAUCCUUGCUGUUGCAUGUUUAGUGGCGGUGGUUCAAAAUGUUUGUUGUCACUUACAUUUUGAAACCAAUACAAAGCUUUGCUGUGAAAAAUUAUCCAACUCGAGCGAUUUUCGCUGCUGGAAUGAAACACAGGAACUGAGAAACAGGACGAACGCAACUUCAUCCGCCCAAUGCACGCAGGAAAUGUCACGAAAGGCAUGUUUCAACGUAACUGCCAUGCAGCCCUGUCAAGUUGAUCCAGCCGAAAACAUCUUGGAACGAGGAAAAAGAGAAAUUCAUGUAGGAGGGUUUGUUCCUUUUAUGAAGGAUGAUAGAUAUGGGUAUUAUAACGCUAUGAAGAUGGCCAUCAAUCUUAUAAACAACAGAACCGACAUUUUGGGCAACUACACACUGGUGUUGGACUCUAUAGAUACGCAUUGGGACGGUGGUGCAUACGCCACAAAGGCACUCUUUAAUCUCCUGAACAAGAAAGAAAAACCUGUUAUAUUACUUGGACCUUCAAGUACAAAGGCUUUAGAGCCCGUAGCGGAGGCUGCCCCAUUGUGGAAGCUAGUUCAGGUUUCUUACUCGUCAGGCUCACCUAAAUUUGAAAGUCAGUUAACCUAUCCCAACACUUAUCGAGCCGCCCCGUCAUCGACGUCAUACAGCAAAGCAAAGGUGGCCUUCAUCAAACACUACGGCUGGAAAAGAGUUGCUAUUCUUCACGAAUACGAUCCCGAGUUCUUUUCGCCGACAGUAGAUAAGCUUAAAACUGAACUGGAAAAGAACAACAUCAGCAUCAUUGCAGUGGAAGGAUUCGAGAAGCGAGGCGACCUCAGUUUUCAAAUGGAUAAACUUAAGUCACUGGACGCUAGGAUCAUAAUUGGUGAGUUCGAUUACCUCGGUGCCAGAAACGUGUUCUGUGAGGCCUUUAAAAAGAAGAUGUUUGGAUCGAACUAUGCCUGGAUAAUAUUUGGCGAGAUUAGGCCAGGUCGAAUUUUUCCCGGAGAUUCCGAGCUGAAAGGGUCUGUAGACUGUACAAGUAACCAACUGAAAGAAGCAGCCGAACGUUACAUAUCAACUAUGAAGCUAGACAUCCGCCAGGAAAAUCAAAAGACACUGUCUGGAAUGACUGCGGAAAGCUUCUGGAGUGAAAUGGUCAGGUUAAAUAACGACACAAGACUCAGAAAGGACUCUGCAUACGCGUUUGAUGUGGCAUGGGUGAUUGCACUGACACUGAAUGCUACCAUGGCCGAUGGAUUGACGUAUGAGAGACUUAACAAGCGGACAUACGAGGAGGUUCUCCUGAUCAAAAAGUGGAUAAGGAACACAAACUUUGAAGGAAUCACAGGCCCUGUUCGGUUUGACAAAAAUAGAGAACGCGUAGGAACAGUUCUCGUUAAACAAAAUAGAGGAGGAAAUGAGACCAGAAUCGGUCAGCACUUCACCUUCUCAGACGAGCUCCACAUAUUUCCCUCCCAGCGAGAUGAGAUAUGGCCAGAUAAUAAACCGCCCAGGGAUCACACAGUCGAAAAUCUGGAGUUUAUGAUGGUCCCAUUGCCUCUUAUAAUUAUCAUGUGGCUUAUGGCAGCUGUCGGAAUCAUCUGUUCGGCAAGUUUUCUGUAUUUUAACAUCAGCAAUGGAAAGAACAGAAUUAUCAAGAUGUCAUCACCGAAGCUUAAUAAUAUAAUUAUUCUGGGAUGUAUACUUUGUUACGCCUCAGUCGUUUUGUUUGGUUUGGAUGCGAGGUUCCUCAACUUAAAAGAAUACGGAAACAACUGUAAUGCUAGAACUUCAGUGCUUUCUAUUGGAUUUUCUCUAUCAUUUGGUGCCAUGUUUAGCAAAACUUGGCGAGUUCACAAGAUAUUUACAGCUGCCAAGACUCUCAAGAAAAUGGCCAUCAAGGAUCUUCACCUGCUUGUUAUUGUGGCGGGCUUGCUAGCUGUUGAUGUGGUGUUCUUGUCAUGCUGGAUUGCAAUUGAUCCGCUCGUUGCCGAAAUACUGACAUUUAAAGAAAUGAUCCGAAAGGAAAAAGACAUCAUCAUCAUUCCCGCGUUAUACCAGUGCACGUGUCAAUACAAAACGUAUUUCCUUGGCGUCUUAUUCGCCUACAAAGGCAUCCUUCUGCUAUUUGGUCUUUUCUUGGCCUGGGAGACACGUAAUGUUACGAUUCCGGCCCUGAAUGACUCCAGGUAUAUCGGGAUGUCGGUUUAUAACGUGGUCGUGUUGUCCAUCAUUGGUGCUAUUGUGGCUAUUGCCCUGGAUGGAUCCAUGUAUUAUGAAGCUCCAUAUGCCAUUUCGUCAUUGUGCCUGAUCGUGUGCACCACUGCGACGCUGUUACUGGUGUUUGUACCAAAGAUUUACCAGUUUCUCAUGAAAGACGAAACACUAACUACCCAAGCCUCAAGUAUGCAUGUCGGGCAGACAAGAACACGAGCCCACAGUUAUAGCCUAAGCGGCAGUAGCCCUGUUCUAAAGGAGAGACAAACUUCAUUCACCUGCAAAUCAACACAAACAGACUGCGAUGUUCCUGGAAGUGCAGUAAAUGGAGUCAUUUUCAAGUACAGGGGCUCCUCCUCAAACGACAUACCUUACGAAAUACGCAUGGAUGACAUCGAACUAAACGAAACAAUGGUAGUGGCGUUUAGUCCCCAGACCUGCGAGGCUGUCAUCAAAAACUGCUACUCAGAAGCUCCAAGCAGCACUUAGAAGGAAAAAUAUAUAUCUAUUGCAAUGAAACACAACGACGUCAUUUAGUCCAGUCCUUCAAGACUCCUUGCUCUGCCUUUGGUGGGACUUCUAGCAUAGGUUAAGCCAAGUGUGGGACAAAAGGUCGAAAGACUGAACUAUUCUUCACGAAAAAUCACGAUUGUAUUGGAGAAUUCAGAUGUUUGUGGAAAAUCGAAUCUUGGUGGAAUAAUUCACAAAGUACUCGAACACUGUAUUUAAGCUCAGAAUGGAUAAAAACAGGAACAUUAUGGAAAUGAUAUCACGACGGGGCUCAGUGCAACAAAAUUCUUAAGCAGUUUAUAAUCUUUAUGAUUUUUAAAUCUUCGCCAUGUAGUCUCCAUCGACAUGGCUCUUAUACAAGUUUAGCAAAAUUAGAUUUAUUCAUUCACUCCAUGUCUUUGAAAUUCUGAAGGGCUACCCUUAGGACACAAAACAGCACAUGAUCUUUACAUCGCGAAAAUACGAAAAUAAAUGGAUAUGAUUUUGUUAAAUAGUUUUUAAAUUUAUCUGUAAACAGAGAGGUAUUAGUCCUCUUGUAAUUAAUGUUUGGACAGUCAGGUUUCUAUGAGGUCGCUUAAUUCUUAGCCAUCAUUGUUAGUUGCAUGUUUGUUUGGAUUUUUUACUACACUUUGUAAACCAUUUACCAUUCCCGAAUUACCUUCAGCCUCUUUCUCAAAGCGAGUCAUGGCGCCCGUCCUUUCAUAUAAAAAUGAGAUUUCACCCACAUGCAGAUUAACCUCAUUUUCAUAUGAAUAGUUGUGCGCCAGGCCUCGCUUUGAUAAAGAGGCUUAAGGCAACUCGGAAAUGGGCUAAUGAAGCCCAAAAAUGACCUUCUAUAGCUUGGAAAAUUUAGGUAUAAUAUUUCAAGGCACGUCAUCCAUGAGGCAUCUGAAAUUUAGCCAGCGAUCACACGGAAAGCAGCCUUAAGAUCUGCCUAUCCUGUGUAACAAUGUAAUCAAAAAAAGAAUAAGCCAGAGGUAGUAAACAGGAAUAAAAAGAGUUCAACCCAA
Orbicella faveolata is the source of this 4826-nucleotide messenger RNA. Its product is annotated as gamma-aminobutyric acid type B receptor subunit 2-like. The record is from RefSeq and is a predicted model, not a curated record. Lineage: Eukaryota; Metazoa; Cnidaria; Anthozoa; Scleractinia; Merulinidae. Gene Ontology annotation, molecular function: G protein-coupled GABA receptor activity. Gene Ontology annotation, cellular component: membrane; G protein-coupled receptor heterodimeric complex. Gene Ontology annotation, biological process: G protein-coupled receptor signaling pathway; gamma-aminobutyric acid signaling pathway.